Messenger RNA from Caenorhabditis elegans, 1142 nucleotides. It is a transcript of the gene sre-11, whose product is annotated as Serpentine Receptor, class E (Epsilon). Gene Ontology annotation, cellular component: membrane. The record is from RefSeq and is marked reviewed. The transcript has 5 exons. Lineage: Eukaryota; Metazoa; Nematoda; Chromadorea; Rhabditida; Rhabditidae. Bases 1 to 1053 code for a protein of 350 amino acids. Gene Ontology annotation, biological process: sensory perception of chemical stimulus.
AUGCUUCUUAUUCACUACAUCAACCUAACUCACUUUCAAAACCACACUGAAUAUUUUCCAUAUUUAAAAAAUUAUCUAUAUCUAGAAUUUUUCUUAUACAUAAUUGAUACCAUCCAAUUUUCCUUUUUCUUCUGGGUUAUGCUAUGUGCAAAACAGUUUCAUUUCAAUUUCACUAUCUUGUUAGGUUAUAUUUAUUGUAUUCAUAUUAUGGAUAACAUCGCAAAUAUCACCAUGCGACUAGAUAUGUUCUUUGGAAUAGACGAUCUGAAAGUCUACAAUGAUAAGAUCUUCACUGCCUCAAUGAAUGUCUCAAUUUUCACAAUGGCAUCUGCAAUGUGCAUUUUACCAUGCAUGAUUAUUGAACGGUGUUUUGCCACGUAUUUUGUGGAAAACUAUGAGAAAAAGCCAAGAAAGUACAUUUCAAUUUCUUUGAUUUUCCUUCUUAUCACAUUUGGAACAAUUUCCUGUUAUUUUCUCCGUAACGCUUCAAAUACAAUAUACGUGGUGAUAUGUCUUAUAUCAUUAAAUGCAUUGGCUCUGGUAGUCACCGGGUAUUUAAAACACUACAACAAAGUGCAGUACAACAAAAACCACGCAAUAUUGUCGUCAGUGAUAACUACAUAUUCAUUAACUCAAAGAUACCAAAUAACAGAAAAUAUAAGGAUACUUCGGAUGCUCAACCUGAUAAUUUUUUACAUGGGAUUCAUGAAUGUAGUGCUUGUGCUCAGUGUGAUGUUAUCAGGAUUGAAGGAAAUAACUCCGGAGCAACAAGCUAUUUGUAGUGUUGCGCUUAACACUGCCAUUUUUGUUUAUAGCUUUUUGCUAUCACAUAUUAUUUCCUACUGCUGUGAAAAAUGGAAACGUCAUUUAUCAGCCACGUGGAGAAAGAUUGGCUUCAACUCUGCCACUGUUCAAGUUGCACCACUUUGCGAUACAUUUGGCUCCGAAAUGAAUGUGAAUGUGACCGUGGAGACUUAUUUCGAUAACCUCAAAACUACAUGGAAUGUGCCAACGACUUCUGCGACAAGACAACAUAGUAUUGUUGAAGCAUAAUUGUUUUGAAUUUUCUGGAAUUUAACUGUAACUAUAGAAUAAGCUAUUCAAAAAUUUUGUGAUUUUCCGAAUAAGCAAUAUUAUUUUUC